Messenger RNA from Exophiala oligosperma, 1572 nucleotides. RefSeq lists its product as uncharacterized. The coding region runs from base 283 to 987 and encodes 234 amino acids. The record is from RefSeq and is a predicted model, not a curated record. The transcript is spliced from 2 exons. NCBI's taxonomy places the organism in Eukaryota, Fungi, Ascomycota, Eurotiomycetes, Chaetothyriales, Herpotrichiellaceae.
UAAGCUUCGACAAGCAAGCGAAGCUCCGGCGCCAUACUAACAGGUAAGCCACCACUUUGGCGGUCUGAAGGGCACUAUACGGAUACCUACCUAGGUACCGGAUUUGUCUAGACUUAAUGCUCCGUUGCUGCACGCCCUGACAUACUUCUUCGUUCCUUCGUUCUGUGCUUUUGCCCUCCAUUAAACUACCCAGUUCUUCCCUCUCUUUCUGUACCUCAACCUUCUUCAAAUCUUGCCCUAAACACUCAGGUCUACUGAUUCUUCAUCGACACAUACGACACAAUGGUUCCUCAAACACUUCUUGCGGCCCUCUCGCUGCCUCUGCUGGCCACUGCUCACUUCCACAUGCUGUACCCAACCCCGCGCAGCAAUGUCGAGGAUACAGAGCCUACCUUCCCAUGCGGUGGUCAUCCAGUCUCUGAGAACCGGACGCUGGUCUCGGAGUCGGUUAUCCCAGUAGCUCUGCAGAUGGGCCACGAUCGAACUGUCAUUCAGAUGCUACUUGCAUUGGGCAACAACCCUGGCGACAACUUCAACAUCACUCUCGAACAGACCUUCCAGCAACAGGGCGAGGGUGAUUUCUGUUUGCCUACGGUCAAGAUCCCUGCCGACUCGAACAUCACCGACGGCACCAAUGGUACUCUGCAGGUGAUCACUGAUAACGAGGGCGGUGGCGGUCUCUACAUCUGCGCCGACCUCACGUUCACAUCGGCUCCCACGGUCCAAUCCCUUCCAAGCGCUUGUACCAACGGCACGGGCGUCACGGCCUCCCCACUCUCUUCUAUCGUCAAUGCCAAUGUGACAAAUGGAGACGGUUCGCCUCAGGGCGGCUCGGGUUCUGGAUCGUCUUCAGCCUCGGGCAGCGCAACUCCAAGUGCUACGGCGAGCGCUUCAUCCAGCGCCAAGACUGGCAAUAGCGCUGCCGUAUUGACCGCUGGUUGGGGCGUCUUGGGUGCUGCGGCCUUGGGAGCGGUCGCUCUGAUGUAAUGAUGUAAGAUGACGAGGAACAGAAGACAAAACACUCAAGUUUGCGAGCAGUACUGGAGUUGCAGACACAGUUCACGACCAGACCAUCUCCAACAAAUAACUUUCUUCGUUUGGGAUCUGCUUACACUGCCGACACUACCAUGCAGAGUCUUUCAAGAAUGAAAAUGACUGACGAAGCGUCAAAUUUCCAAUAAGAAUUGAUCUCCAAAACAUCUUCUGUUGGACUAAUGUUGUACUUAAGGCCAUGUCUCAACCAAAUUCCACUCGCCUAUAGUUUCACUUGGUUGUCUACCACCUGGCCCACCGACUUCCUCUGACAAUGUCCAGAUCUGUCUUUUGGCGUUGGCUGGGUCGGUCAGGUCCACUGCCUCAACCUGUUCCGGUGUGAUUAUGCAAACUCGGAAAUUCUGCCUCGCCAGUGGUUCAUCGGAAAGAUGUCCUGCCUUUUGGCCCAGCCCUUCUCCUGCUUUUUCAUCCUUGCCUAAAUCUAUUGCUUGGCCGGGUUCGGGGUUCUUAAAGGAGCCUCUCAUCAUAGGCGAGAGAUUCUCAAAGUGGUUCUCGGUCUCACGCUUCCAUGACCAAUCC